Messenger RNA from Callorhinus ursinus (northern fur seal), 2919 nucleotides. RefSeq names its product NCK adaptor protein 2 (gene NCK2). Gene Ontology annotation, molecular function: receptor tyrosine kinase binding; signaling adaptor activity. Gene Ontology annotation, biological process: ephrin receptor signaling pathway; cell migration; positive regulation of endoplasmic reticulum stress-induced intrinsic apoptotic signaling pathway. Lineage: Eukaryota; Metazoa; Chordata; Mammalia; Carnivora; Otariidae. The record is from RefSeq and is a predicted model, not a curated record. Gene Ontology annotation, cellular component: cytoplasm.
GGGCUCGGCGGCGGGAGGCUCGCGGCUGCCGGGCCGGCGGGGUCCGCCCGGGCCGGCAGCGUCCGCCGAGCGACGGGAGGAGGGAGCGGCGCAGACAAAGAGCGGCGCCUGGGCGGGCGCUGAGCGGCCGCCGCCCCGGGACCCGCGCCGCUGCCCUCCGGCGUCGGCGGGCGGCCCACGGCGAGGAGAAAACUUAAGCUUUAGACGUGGUAAGCCAUCUGGCCGAAAGACAGAGCCAAGCAGAGGUGGAGUUGGCAUUUCAUUCCAGAGCCAAAGCUCGUUCACCAAAUCAGAUUUCCUGUGUUCCUUUUAUACAAGUGAUUGCCCAGAUCAUAAUUCUCUGCUGAGAUUUGGGUUGGAUUCAAGAAUUUGGAGAAUUCCUGCAGCUUUGUAACUUCAGGCGUGUGACCAGCUGAGAACUUCACCUUUUGAGUUCUGCAUUUUGCCAGUCAUCUCUUACAACUGAGUGCCAAAGGAUACCACAGGUUCCUGCCAACUCCUGUCAAACUAGCUGGCAUCUGGCGAGUCUUUUAUCUACAACACAACUUGAAACUUUAAUAAGGAAGUUAUAAGAAGGACUCCAUGAAAGAUGACAGAGGAAGUUAUUGUGAUAGCAAAGUGGGACUACACUGCCCAACAGGACCAGGAGCUGGACAUCAAGAAAAACGAGCGCCUAUGGCUGCUGGACGACUCCAAGACGUGGUGGCGGGUGAGGAACGCGGCCAACCGGACGGGCUAUGUGCCAUCCAACUAUGUGGAGAGGAAGAACAGCCUGAAGAAGGGCUCCCUCGUGAAGAACCUGAAGGACACGCUAGGCCUCGGCAAGACCAAGAGGAAGACGAGUGCACGGGACGCGUCCCCGACGCCCAGCACGGAUGCCGAGUACCCUGCCAAUGGGGGCGGCGCCGACCGCAUCUACGACCUCAACAUCCCUGCCUUCGUCAAGUUCGCCUAUGUGGCCGAAAGGGAGGACGAGCUGUCCCUGGUGAAGGGGUCACGUGUCACUGUCAUGGAGAAGUGCAGCGACGGCUGGUGGCGAGGCAGCUACAAUGGGCAGAUUGGCUGGUUUCCCUCCAACUAUGUCCUAGAGGAGAUGGACGAAGCGGCUGCCGAGUCCCCCAGCUUCCUGAGCCUGCGGAAGGGCACCUCCAUGAGCAAUGGCCAGGGUGCCCGGGUUCUGCACGUGGUGCAGACACUGUACCCCUUCAGCUCGGUCACUGAGGAGGAGCUCAACUUCGAGAAGGGGGAGACCAUGGAGGUGAUCGAGAAGCCCGAGAAUGACCCUGAGUGGUGGAAGUGCAAAAACGCCCGGGGGCAGGUCGGCCUAGUCCCCAAGAACUACGUGGUGGUCCUAAGUGAUGGGCCCUCCCUGCACCCCUCGCACGCACCGCAGAUAAGCUACGCGGGCCCUGCGUGCAGUGGGCGCUUUGCGGGCCGAGAGUGGUACUACGGGAACGUGACGCGGCACCAGGCCGAGUGCGCCCUCAACGAGCGGGGCGUCGAGGGUGACUUCCUCAUUAGGGACAGCGAGUCUUCGCCCAGUGACUUCUCCGUGUCUCUGAAAGCAUCAGGGAAGAACAAACAUUUCAAGGUGCAGCUCGUGGACAAUGUCUACUGCAUCGGGCAGCGGCGGUUUCACACCAUGGACGAGUUGGUGGAACACUACAAAAAGGCACCUAUCUUCACCAGUGAGCACGGGGAGAAGCUCUACCUCGUCCGAGCGCUGCAGUGACGGCCCCACCCACAGCCCCUGCCACCUCCAGGGCCUCGGUGCCACACUCACCUCCCCAGAGCCUGGCGGAUCUGCCCCAGGAAGAAGCCGCGCUCACGGGCCCUCCGGCGGCGGGCUCCGCUCGGUCCGGUGGUUCAUCGGUUCUUGGCUUCCUUUGCCUCGUUUACCUUUGCGUGCAGGUCGGUUCGUUUUUCCACUCGCCAACCCUUUGCCAGGCCGGCCCCUGACACCCACUUUCCGGCCUGCCCUCCUCCCGGCCAGGUUUCCAGAACGGGAGGUGGAAGAGGGCGAUGUUCGAUCACUUUACUCCUGCUCAACUGAAAACAGCCUUAGUCUGUUCAGAUUGUUCAUGCUAACAGAAGCCCUCAUUAAACAGACAUCGGGCACAGUUGGAACGCACCGAAGCUGCCGUUAAGUGAACUACAGAAAGCGGGGGCCGGACGCUCCUGCAGACGUCCCCGGCCCUGGGCCUGGCAGCCGUGGCUCCGUGCCCUUUGCUCUUGCGUGGCUUCCAGACUGUCCAGGGAGUGGACACGCGUGCUGGUCGCAAUACCAGAACCACCAGAUGAGAGAGUAGUGAGGAAAGUCCAGUGCCUUCAGGGCUAUGCUUGCAAUAAAAGAAUUUCCUUGAAAGUCAGUCUGCAGAAGCGAGACCCGUGACUCAAAAAGACAGAUGUUGUGGUUGUUAAUCCCCCAAAUGUGCCAUCCGCAUAGUGCUUUUUCCUCUCGCCCUUCGGCUUGUUUAAAUUUCACAAUUAUGUAUUUAAUUCUCAAAAUAAUAUGUAUCCGUAGCCAUUUGUUGACACUAAUACAGAUGAUUAAGGAAAACAGCUGAUCUUUGGGGAAGGGGAGCUACUGUACACUUUACACACACACACAUACACACACCCACCCCAUAUAUAUAUAUAUAUAUAUAUAUAUACACAUAUAUAUAAUAUAUAUAUAUUAUUUGCUUUACAGGGAAUUUUUCAGGGUUUACAAGAGAAUAUGUGAUUGGUAGUAAGAGACACAGAAUGUUUAUGAAGAAAUUGCAUUUUCUUUUCUCUUUACAUUUGAACUUCUUUAUAGUUUAAAUAUACAGUCUGGAGAUGGCACAUUCCUACAACUGAAGAAGGGGUCUUGAGACCUCCUAAACUUGCAUACUCAGUUUUUUGGAUAUUGUAAUAAAAAAAAAAGUAUUAUGACAA